UUGGAUUUUUGUUAAAAGUUUAGCAGAUUAUCAGUAACUUUUUCCUUAAGUAAACGGAAAGAGCGCCACUCGCAACGAUCAAUUCCUGUACCAACUGAAACCAUCACCGGAAAUGAGACGACCAAUACCUCAAAUCCCACACUCCACCGCCGCCGCUAAAUCACCAACGCCAUCACCUACCACCCCGCCACAAACCAUCAAAAUCACCUCAAGAAAACACAAAAAAUCCCUCAUCAAACCAAUUACCACAACAAACUGGAACGCACUUAACCUAACCCAAUCAGAACUCUCGCUCCCUCUCACAUUCCCAACAGGCCAAACCUUCCGCUGGAAACAAACAGGUCAUCACCAAUACACCGGAACUCUGGGCCCACAUUUAAUCUCACUCAAACACCAUCACCAAAACGGCAACGUUUACUAUCACAUUCACACAACCCCCUCGGAAACCGCUGCUAAAUCGGCUCUCCUCGACUUCCUCAACAUCAACGUUUCCCUAGCCAAUAUAUGGGCCGAUUUCUCGGCCUCCGAUUCGCGUUUUGCUGAGCUGGCCAUGCAUUUAAAAGGAGCUAGGGUUUUGAGGCAGGAUCCAUUAGAGUGUUUGAUUCAAUUUCUUUGCUCUUCGAAUAAUAACAUUGCGAGAAUUACUAAAAUGGUGGAUUAUGUAUCUUCUUUAGGUCAAUAUUUAGGGAAUGUUGAAGGUUUUGAGUUUUAUGAGUUUCCAGAUUUGGAAAGAUUAGGUUUGGUCACUGAGGAACAGCUUAGAGCAGCUGGUUUUGGUUAUAGAGCAAAAUAUAUAACUGGAACCAUAGAUGCUUUGCAAUUAAAACCUGGUGGUGGUGUUGAGUGGCUUACGGCUCUUCGGAAAUUGGAUCUUCAAGUGGUGAUUGAUGCUCUUUGUACAUUACCUGGAGUUGGUCCAAAAGUGGCAGCUUGCAUUGCUCUAUUUUCACUGGAUCAACACCAUGCUAUUCCUGUUGAUACGCAUGUGUGGCAGAUUGCUACAAGACACCUCCUACCUGAGCUUGCAGGUGCCCGCUUGACGCCUAAGCUAUGCAGCCGAGUGGCAGAUGCAUUUGUAAGCAAAUAUGGGAAAUAUGCUGGCUGGGCACAAACUUUACUUUUCAUUGCUGAGUUGCCCCCACAAAAAUCUCUUUUACCAUCAAGUUUUUGGACUGUCAAAGAGAUUAAAUCUGCUAACAAGAAAGACAGUGAAGCAGACAGUGGUAAUUUAUGCUGUAAUUAGAGGCACUACAUGAUUAAGUUUUAGAAAAAGUAAGUCUGAGGUUUAGGCUUCAGUUCCCAUUCGUACUAAGCAGUCUGCCUCUUUUUGUUGAGCAGAACCAUAGACGGUACAGCUUCCAAGAUUUCCUGGCAAGCAGACAGUCUGGGGAAUAAUCUACUAUGCUAUUUGCACUAUUUCUGGAGGGUGAUGCCUUAACUAUGUGCAAUCACAGCUUUGUUCUAUAAAACAUGAUAUAUGUAAAUUUUGAUUUCUUUUGUAGUAUGCAUGCGUGCACACAUGCAGACCAUUCUUAAAUAGAGAUUUUGUAUUCAUUUGAUUUAUUAUAUGAGGUAAGCAAUGUGUGAGUAGCUCUCCCCCUUCCCGUA
This is a messenger RNA of Ricinus communis (castor bean), 1608 nucleotides long. RefSeq names its product N-glycosylase/DNA lyase OGG1. The coding region runs from base 113 to 1243 and encodes 376 amino acids. The transcript has 3 exons. The record is from RefSeq and is a predicted model, not a curated record. Gene Ontology annotation, biological process: base-excision repair, AP site formation; nucleotide-excision repair; base-excision repair. Gene Ontology annotation, cellular component: nucleus. NCBI's taxonomy places the organism in Eukaryota, Viridiplantae, Streptophyta, Magnoliopsida, Malpighiales, Euphorbiaceae. Gene Ontology annotation, molecular function: damaged DNA binding; 8-oxo-7,8-dihydroguanine DNA N-glycosylase activity.